AUGGACAAAGCAGCGGAAGAACGCGUGCGAGCUUAUGUGCAGGAGGUGGAAAGUCGCGUGGCAAGUCAACUUGCCGAUCGUAAAGCGGUUGAAGAUUCUGUGCCGUUGUCCGAAGAUCAACUUCGUAGGUUGGACAGCACAUUGAAGCGAACAACGGCUUUCAUGAAAAAGCUAAAAAAUAUUGGAUCCGGACACACCAUUGCCGAUGCGAAAAUCAAAUAUAAUGAUGUAAAAGAGGUGGUUUCGAUCUGUGUUAAACUGAAAUGUUAUUACGCCGAGUUUUCGUCUCUUCUGCUGCUCGAACUGCGCAAAUUAAUGCCGGUGAAGCGAUCAGACAAGAUCCAGAACCCUUCCAAAUUGCGAGUCGACAUAAGGCUUCUGACCGAACUCUGUCUGCAUGGUGUCUUUGCGAAGGAAGGAUUGCAACUUCUUGGCUCCGUUCUCUCCUAUCUGACAAUCACCGAUAAAUCUGAUCAUCUUAAUCUUCCAAUCCUCUUGCCGUUUUGCAAAGUCAGCAGUGUUGACUUGCUUGGUUUACACAGCUUCCCAGUCAAACAGGAUGCUACAGCUUUGGGUACUGAACUGCCGUGCUCUCCGGUAUUGACCAGUGAGCAUAAGAAAACAUUUGCUCAACUCUUCUUGGAUUAUCGUGCAUCACUAAUAGAGCACAUACGCAAGGAUUUAAUGGAAGUGAAUCAACUGCUACGCUCAAUAAAGAAGCAAAUGCGAACACGUGGAGACGCAUCAGCUGAGGAUCAUAGUCGCUUAGACGCGGCUCGAGCACGUUACGAAAAGAUUCUUGCAGCUGGUGUUCAGCUUAGUGAAGUACUGGGCGUUGAAAUGGAAAAAAUGGAGGAAGAACAGAGCGAAGACGAAGAGGAAGAGAUCUUGACCGUUGCAUUCAGCCAAGCAAAGCAAGACGGAAAUUUAAGUAUAUGGCCAGAUAAAGACACACGUUAUUUUUAUGAGACGAAAUUGGAGCUGCGGCAGCUUGUUCCGUCAAUUCUUUUCCAGGAGUCUGAACAACAGACACUAGAUUUAGUUGGGACAAAGAUUGAUGAUGUGGAUUUAAGCGGCUUGGAUACAGUUGUUGAAGAGCCAGAAAACGACAGGGAGAGUCUCAAUGAAGAAGAUGAAGAUGUUACACUGGAGGUAGUUGAUGUGAAUCCGGCUAUUACCGCAAGUAUUAUGGAGCCGAAAGUGUCUGGGCAAGAUUUGAAGACCAUGACAAGUGAAUUUCUUCGGCGGCUUCCGUGGUUGAUCAACAGGGAUCUUAUCGACAGUGCCGCACUUGAUUUUGUUACUAACCUGAACACGUCGAGCAACAGGAAGAAACUGUGCCAAAUGAUGCUGGAAGAACAUCAAGCACGACUGGAUUUGCUGCCCUUCUAUGGGCGUCUUAUUGCAACUUUAGAGCCAGUUAUGCCAGAUCUGGCCAUUGAAAUCUCCCAAACAUUAAUUCAGCAAUUCCGAGCAGGAGUACAGAACAAAGCAAGCAUGCGAAUACAUAUGAAGAUGAGGUGUUGUCGGUUUAUCUCAGAAUUGGUAAGAUUUCCGUCGCUUUCGAUUCAGAGAGAUACGUGUAGACUCGCGACCUCUGCAGCGUCCAGUUUUGCAGGUGAAACUGUGAUUACUGCGCUUGAAACUAACCCCGUUUCACGAUUUGACACUUAAGU
Molecule: messenger RNA, 1676 nt
Organism: Gongylonema pulchrum
Lineage: Eukaryota; Metazoa; Nematoda; Chromadorea; Rhabditida; Gongylonematidae
Source: the annotation of a GenBank genome assembly